GGGGAGCAUAGAAAUAAGGUGGUCCGUAUUUUAGACCAUUUGAUUUUUUUGGGCUUAUAACCUUUGGACCCAUUCCCUAUAGUUGAAAAGGCCUUAUAUAAAUAAAUAAGAUUGAGGAUACACGAAGUUUGAACCCUAUUUCUUCCGCAGCUCGCCGUUCCUCCAUACCAAUCUGUAGCUCAAACCUAGCGAUAAUGACUUUCAAGCGGAGGAAUGGAGGUCGCAAUAAGCAUGGCCGUGGCCACGUCAAGUUCGUCCGUUGCUCCAACUGCGGAAAGUGCUGCCCUAAGGACAAAGCCAUCAAGAGGUUUCUUGUAAGAAACAUUGUUGAGCAAGCGGCUGUUAGGGAUGUCCAAGAGGCUUGUGCCUUUGAAUCAUACACUCUUCCAAAGCUCUAUUUGAAGGUGCAAUACUGUGUUUCAUGUGCAAUUCACUCCAAGGUUGUCAGAGUUCGCUCCCGUACUGACCGAAGAAAUCGAGAACCUCCACAGCGUCACUUCAGACGCCCAAUGGACAAUGCUCCCAAGCCUGGUCAGCCUCCACGCGCACCCGGAGCUGCUCCAACUGCUGCCCGUACAUAGAAGCGGAUGGCAUCGGGAGAUUUUAUUUUUAUCCAUUCUGAUUUAAAGUUGCUUCAUUUUGCUUUGAGCUUGAGUAUUUUUGUUAAGUUGGAAAAUCAUUGACAUAAUUAUUACUGAGAUUUGUGGGAUAAACAACAAUUUCUGCUUUUAAAUACUUAUCUGCUGGCCUGCUGCCUUCGUAUUUCCAAAUGCCCACUUAGCAACACUUUUAUCAGUUUUAUGGUGUGAAACUGUCGGUCGCAUACUUGCAUGCGUGAUGCCCCCUAUCAAUAAAUUUAAGACCACUUGAUGGUUUUAAUGAUUGGGCCCAUUUAUUUAACUGUGAAAGUCGAUGUUUUUAAAAAAAUUCUUG
Messenger RNA from Cuscuta europaea, 933 nucleotides. NCBI's taxonomy places the organism in Eukaryota, Viridiplantae, Streptophyta, Magnoliopsida, Solanales, Convolvulaceae. The record is from the annotation of a GenBank genome assembly.